CGAGAACUAGCGAGAGCGAGGCGAGGGAGGAAAGCGCAGAGGCAAGGCAGAAAUACAAGGCAGGCAGCGAGGGGCGAGAGAGGACAUCAGAUUUGUUUGCCGAUCAGCGGAAGAAGAAGAGGAGCUCCAGCAUCGUCUGCUUCUUCUUCUUCUUCCUCUUCUGGAACCACCACCACUUCCACUGCAUUUCUGUUCUUUGCACUUUUCUCCCUCGCGAUUCCGUUCCAGGACGACGCGGGGAGGCACGAGGGAGGGAGGGAGGGAGGGACGAAGCUCGUUGUUUUGUCCAAUUUCGCGUCGUAGGCCUGGCAAGCAGCUGCCGCGGCUGCACGCUUAUCGGGAAGAAGGCGGAUCUGUUUGCCUCGUACAGACGGGAGGAGGAAAGGACGGACGCCCAGAGAGAGAGAGAGAGGGAGAAAGAGAGAGCUGAGACAGGGACAGGGACAGAGAGAGCGAGAGAGUUGGGACAGGAGAGGGGAGGAGGAUAUAGAGUCUGCAUGCCUCCCGUGAGUCGUGUAGUGAGCGAGAUUUAGAACAAGACAGACAGGGAGGCAGGCAGCAGGGCAGACAGUGAAAUAAGCAGGGCAGGGAAGCAGGGCAGGGGCCACACGUCCCGCACGGCGUGCGUUCCGUAGCUGACCGUGUAGGCAAAAGCAGAGCGAGUCUUUUCUCGUACGUCGCGCUACGGACAGUUUCACUAUAUUUUAUAACGAUUGCUCAGAUCUCAAAUCGUUCACUUUCUGUCGUCUCCGUCGCACUGAAUUGCAGUCAAUUGACGUUUAGCGUUUCUCUCUGCUGGUUGGAACCUCAAUUGCAUAUACAGCGUCUCCAAUGAAUCACUCAUCGGACAAAGUGGGUAACCACGUUAGAGAGAUGGGGGUCUUCGGUGGUGACCCAAAACUAUGCGAUCGUAUGAGGCUUUGGGAGCUCCCGGAUCAAGUUAUAUUCGAGCCCACAGAUGCGCAUACAUCUCGGUUCUUGUCUAUAAAUCGUGAAAGUGGAGACCUAGAAUGGCUAGGUCAGCUUCCUACGUCUGCUGGUGGUCACUCUACAAGACCUAUCAGCAUAUUUGGUCUGGUGGGAGUGGUUAGGCUUUUGGCAGGAACUUACGCCCUCGUAGUAACUGGGCGACGAUGUGUUGGAGCCUAUCGCGGUUCUCCUGUCUACUUGAUUACCUCGAUGAAAUUUCUAUGUUGCAACUCUGUAUUGAAACUUCAAACUCCUCAGGAGAAGAGAGAUGAGGCCAAUUUUGCUCAUCUGUUGAAGGCUGUAGAGGCAACUCCUGGAUUAUAUUUCUCAUAUGAAGUCGACCUGACUUUGAAUGCACAGAGAGCGCAUGAUUUGGCCGACCAACGAGUUUCUCAACCUCUUUGGAAACAGGCAGAUCCAAGAUUUUUGUGGAACAAACAUUUAUUGGAAGAGCUGAUCGAGAAUAAGAUGGAGCCAUAUAUUUUACCUGUCAUUCAGGGCAGCUUUCAGCAUUUCAUCGUGGAAGUGAGAGACAAGCCUGUUUCUGUAGUUCUACUGUCAAGGCGAUGCAUAAGGCGUAUAGGCACUCGAAUGUGGCGUAGAGGGGCUGACCUCGAAGGCCAUGUGGCCAACUUUGUCGAAACAGAGCAAGUAUUGGAUGCUGAAGGGUACACCGCGUCUUAUGUCCAGGUCCGAGGCUCCAUUCCAAUUCUGUGGGAGCAGAUUGUUGACCUUACCUACAAGCCGAAAAUCAAAACAAUCCAACUUGAUGAAACGCCAAAGGUCGUAGAGAGACAUUUUCGUGAUCUUCAACAAAGAUACGGGUCUGUGAUAGCGCUUGAUCUGAUCAAUCAGCAUGGGAGUGAAGGUGUUUUGAGUGAAGCAUUCGGUGGGGCUAUGCAGAACAUCUGUAGUGACACUCUGAGAUAUAUUCCUUUCGACUUCCAUAUGAUAUGUGGGCAUAUACAUUUUGAACGCCUGUCACAACUUUAUGAUCAAAUCAAAGACUCUCAUAUAGAGCAAGGGUACUACUUAUCCAGCUCAGGAAAGAGACUGGGGGAGCAAAAGGGUGUCGUUCGGACAAACUGUGUUGACUGCUUGGAUCGUACUAAUGUCACUCAGAGUCUACUAGGGCGAAUCUCGUUAGAAACCCAGCUUGUGCAGAUUGGUGUUUUCAAGCCAACGGAACUCAUUAGUCAGAACCUUGACUUUGAUGAGAAGUACAAAGUUUUGUGGGCUAAUCAUGGCGACGACAUAAGCAUCCAGUACUCUGGCACACAGGCCCUUAAAGGAGACUUUGUUAGGUAUGGGAAGCGGACCUUUCAAGGACUCAUUCAAGAUGGAUUCAACGCACUCGCGCGUUACUUUUACAACAACUUCACAGAUGGAAUUAGACAAGAUGCAAUGGACUUGAUUGUUGGACACUACACAGUGAGCCGCAGCAACCCAUCUCCUUUCGAGCUGAGUGGUCUGGAGGCUAUUGCGUAUUUUCCUCUCGCUUCAGCGUUGAUUGUGACCGGAGCCACUCUCACGACGCUCUCUCUUCGUCAAGUGGGCGAAGAUGCAUACCAGUUUCUUUUUUCUGUACUCUGGGCGGGAGUAACAGCAGGCGUUGCAGCCCUUGUAAGGAUCAAUGGACGACAGUUCUGCAGCAGGCCCCGGCUCUGCAAGUUGUUCUGAUUGAUUCCUUCUCAGUGUAGAAAUACAUCUUUAAAUGUUUCAUUAGUGAGUCCAAGCAAAUUCUUAACAUCAACGGUGAGGUGCCGAAAUGCAAGGUCAUCUGGCUAGAGCUAGUUACCAUUCUUUUGUGAUGAUAUCCUGUUGGAUCAUCUUAAAUAUCAGAUUAGAAAUGUAUCAAGUAGAAGUGAAGAGACACAUGGAUCACACCUGCCAAAAAGCAUCCAGCAUUCCUGUCAUAUCUGUUAGCACUUCUGUUCCGUGAAACAACGUUGAGUGUAGAUCGAUGUUGGGAAAGAACCACUCGAUCAGUUCAUCCAUUUUUUGUGAUACUGCGUCGAGUGCUCAAAUCUCAACUUGAUGUCAAUAACAAUAUCCAGUGUUUUGAAACUGGUCUUGUUAGAGAAUCUGUUAGAACCAUGCGAAGAUACAUGAGUAUCUUCCUAAUAUGUGAUAUAGGUUCGGAGUAUGUUUUCUUCAGGUGCGAACACCAUGACC
Molecule: messenger RNA, 3144 nt
Organism: Marchantia polymorpha subsp. ruderalis
Lineage: Eukaryota; Viridiplantae; Streptophyta; Marchantiopsida; Marchantiales; Marchantiaceae
Source: the annotation of a GenBank genome assembly